AUCAGACACAAAUUAUGUUGCAACCUCCGAAUGUGUGGUGCUGAUAAUAACUUCAUCAGUGGAGAAAAGACCCUGAUUUGGCUACAUUCUGCGUGGGAGAGUGAACAUGUGUUAUGAUUGACGUCACUAAACGCGUAAUGCCAUCAAUACCUCAAUAGAUGGUAUCCAGCUCUGUACUAAGUCUAGUUUUCUGAAAAUGAAAGUAAUGUUACACACUGGUGGAGAGAGUCAUCUACAAUUUUAAACUCAUAUUUACCAAACACUAUUUCAAUAUCACAGAAAUUGAAUUACGUUUAGUUGCUUAAUAUCCCUGUUAGCAUAAUUAUAGGCUACCGAAUGGAACUACACUCACUCUGUGAUUCUGGUACUGAAGACGUCUGCCGCAGUCAACUAGUACACUACUGUAACUGUCUACUUACAAUACAUGGAAAUAAAAUUUAAAAGGACUCUGCAAUUGUGAGACAAAUAUGUGCCCCGAUGUGAGUGCGAAGAACUCCAACAGAUCCAAGAUCCAAGAGUUUUACGAGGGUAAAGUAAUUUUCCUAACAGGCGGAACAGGAUUCCUGGGUAAAAUACUCAUUGAUAAACUGCUCCGUACCUGUCCUACUGUUGAAACAAUCUACUUACUUAUGCGUGAAAAAAAUGGUUUGACCAUUGAAGAAAGGCUGACAAAACUGCUGGAUGAUGUGGUGUUUGCAAGGCUUAAGAAAGAGAAUCCGGAAUUUGCAAAGAGGCUCUCGGUGGUUCAUGGAGACCUUCACAUACCUAACCUAGGACUCAGCGCCAAUCAUGUAGCCUUGCUGUCCGAGACUGUGGACAUUGUGGUACACUCAGCGGCUACACUGAGGUUCGAUGAGAGACUCGGUGUUGCCAUCACGACAAACGUGGCCGGUACCAAACAGCUCUGUUUGCUUGCCCAAGAGAUGUCUAGGCUGAAGGCAUUUGUGUACGUGUCCACAGCCUUCUCUAACUGUGACUCUGUCGUUAUACCGGAGAGUGUCUGUCUACCUCCUAUCUGUCCGGAUACCUUAAUACUGCUCUCGGAGCUGCUCGAUGAAAAAAUGUUGGACAACAUCGCGCCUCUAUUGCUAGGUGCCAAGCCUAACACCUACAUCUAUACUAAGAGUGCUGCAGAGGGGCUGAUCAACAGAUUCAGUUCAACCCUGCCAGUUGCCAUACUGAGGCCUUCCAUUGUGAUAUCUACACUAUCAGAGCCGUUGCCAGGCUGGAUCAAUAAUAUACAAGGACCCACAGGAGUAGUGGCCAGUGCUUCCAUAGGAGUACUAAGAGCAAUUCUGUGCAACGAUCAUGCGGUGGCCAACCUAGUACCUGUAGACUACACAGCUAAUGCUAUCCUGGCACUGGCCUACAGUGUCGCGACCCAACAAUGGCACAACAUAAAAGUAAAGAACGGCCUGCCAGUGAUCAACUUCGUAUCGACCCAAGCCAAUAAUAUCACCUGGGGCCAGUUCGGGGAUACUAUGGAGAAGUACAUACGACUCUAUCCCUCCCUCAACCUCAUGUGGUACCCCUUCGUGCUGCGACCUCAGUCACCCUGGUUAUCUGCUGUCUACAACAUUCUCUUACAUUACCUGCCUGCUUUGGUAGUGGACUCUCUGAACACGUUGUGUGGCCGGCCAGCCAGGUUACGAAUGCUUUGCGGCCGCCUCGACAAAUAUUCUCAGGUACUGAGAUACUUCUCCUGCCGGCACUUUCAGUUCCAGGAGAACAACCAGAGGCUUCUAUGGGAGAGCCUGGAGCCUCAGGAUCAACAGGAGUUUCCAUUUCACAUGGGUGAGAUCUCCUGGGAAGUGAUGAUGGCAGAAUACAUUAGAGGCUGUAGACAAUAUUUACUAAGAGAAGAACCUGCCACAGUUGUCAAAGCCAGACGGAGGCUGCAGCUGUUGUAUGCUGUUCAUCUGGUUAUUAAGGGAGCACUGUUAUUUGUAUCAGCAAGAGCUAUAUGGAACAUUUCCAAACACAUAGCAAGAGGAUUCAUACAGCAUGUUCCUGCCCUCAGUGGAAGGAUAAAGUUCUAAUAUUAGUUAAAAUAUUUUUAAGAAAUAUCCAAUGUGUCACAGAGCUUAACACCUAUCCAGCAAUUUUAUGUAAUUAAUUUUGUUAUAUUUUAGAGAAGGAAACAAUGUUAUGGCAUCAAUCAAAUAGUGCUUUAAUUUAUAAAUUCACAAACUGAAACAAACAUAUUUUAAAUUUAUAUUUUAAUUUGUCUUAUUUUUUCUGAAUAUUUAUAUAAUAUCAACCAUUUAUUAUUUCUUGUUACUUAUUAUAUUGGAAUAGUAGGCUAUUAUAAUUUUGUUAAUAUUUAUAAAACUUUUUUACAGUUGUUUUGUAAGAGGAGGCUGUGAUUCUCUUUCUGGACUUAUACAAAUAUAAAUAUGUUUAGUUUAAAAAAAGAUCUUAUUUACUUUUUGUCUAUAAAGUUGAAACAAAUGAUAAAGACAUUCAGUUUCCACCAUUGAUAUAAUAUCUAGUGAAACCCCAAGUCCUUAUAUUUAUAUAUUAUUGUUGUCCAUGGUGUGGCUAUUAAAUAAUGAGACUAACAUAAAAAAUGUUAAUUUUUUUAUACAUAAUCACCAUCACUGAAGGUGACUUCAAUAUACACUCCUUCUCUAUCCCUACAAUGCUCUAUGUUGCUGUCACUUUUAAAAGAUUUAAAAACUUGUCCCCAUGAUAAACAUUCACUGCCAUACACUUCUUUCAGCAAAUUAUAAGCUUCAGUAGCAGUUUUUCUAAGUUUAAAGUGAAAUUUCUCAAUAAUUUGUUGCUCUACCAGUACACUAACUAUUUUAUCCUGCAAAAAAAAUAAAUAAAAAAACAAGAAUGUAAGCUCUGACUAAACGGUGUUGUUUAGUCAGACAUCUGUACAGAAGCAAGAAUAGCUGCAUACUAAAGAGAAAGGUUUACACUAAACAGCUGUUGAUUAAUAGAGGUUGACCCAUGUCUCCUUUAUCCGCAGCAGCAGUGUCAGUCUCUUAUUUAAUAGCCAUAUUAUUUACAGUAAAUUUACAACAAAUUGUAUUUCAGUGAGGUUUUAAAAAGUUAAAUAUUUUAAAAUAGUAAUGUAAUAUUUAAAACAUUAUUAUAGAUUAACACAUUUAGUGCGGCCGGCCCCACGUGGUUAAGUUUUUUCUACAUAACAAUUUUUCAGCAUCCGGUAACCCUAAUUAUGCUUUUUGUCGCAGCGAAUGUAUUAAAAAAUAACUAGCAGCCUAGCACAAAAUUUCAUAGGGUUUGCACGUGUAUGAACACUUUUGGUUCAAGUGAAUUCUAUUUCCAGUGCCAAUGUUAAGUUUACAAGCUUACCUAGUUGCUGAUCAAGAAAAUAUGCCAAAACUUGUAUAUGUAUGGUAAUUUUAAUUUACUCUGAUCUUAGUAUUUUGUUUCAUAGUUGAUUUCGUCUUGUUUUCCGAUAAAGAAAAUAUAUAAAAGGCAGUUGGUUAAAGGUUGAAAUAAGAAGUGUUGUUACUAUCAAGCAUACUCUAUGCUUUCACACUAAACAUUGAAACAAAUAUAAAGUAGUUAACUAGGUGCCCUAAGAAUAUUCAUGUAAAAUUUCAGUAUAAUCGGUUGAAUAGUUUACGGGUUGAAUAAAGUAUAACAAAUAAAGGCACUUUCGCAUUUAAAAUAUUAUUCAUUCAGCACCUGAAAACUCUGUAAAUGUUUAUAAAUGCUGAUGUUGCUUAAUUUUCAUGAAAUAGUGUUAAGAAUUUAUUUAUAUCUAAUACUUUUUUAAUUAUACAUGUUAUAAUAAAGUAUUCUGUUCUUCUUGUACCCAGUAAAUGUGUGCAUUUUAUAAUUCUAUCAUUCUUAACUGAAUACAGUAUGUGUUAUGGAGAUCCACUCAUAGAGUAGAAUGUUCAUUUACUCAAUGGACAUUUUGUCAUUCUUUCUCAGUAUUUUCUUGUGUAAAACCCACAGUGGGCGUAUUGAACCUAACCAAUCAAAAAUAAGUAGGUGGAGCUAAACAUAUCAAUGUAUUAUAAAUUAAAUUGAACCAUUCUUAAAUACUUGGCAUGGGCAUUCUUAAAUACUUCAUGCUCCAGCCGCGUGUUCACCUAGUUCUUCAAGUGGCCCAAUAUUCCAGACACUAUUUACCCUGUGUUAGGAAUAAAAUUGGAGUGAAGUUAGUUUGUUGCUUCUUUGAUGCAGUAACCCUUAAAUAAAAAUGAUUAAAUUUCACAAUUUUACAUUAUGUCUGUUCUGUUUAUUAGAUCAGCUUAAGCAGACAUCUUUUUACUCAUAUGAUAUAUGGAGAGAUUUUAAGUUAAAUUUUCACUUUGAAAUACACUUGCAAUAUAUUGCAGUGUAUGUACUAUUAUGAAGACAAUUUAAUGCUUAAAAUACAAGUAUAGUAGAACCUCUCAUAUCCGACAUUCCCACAUCCGACUCCUUCAGAUAUCCGACCUAGUGUCCAACCGUCUGUGUGAUCCGUUGGCGAUCCUGUUGAGACUUGAUUUUUACCGCCCCACUUUACACCUUUAAUACAUCCUAUAGAUCAAGGCAUCAUUAAGUGACUAAAGAGAAGAUGCACAAGAGAAUAUGUCUGUCGGCUCUCUCAUGGAAAAAAAAAACAGAAAAUGAUGUAUCAUAACCUUUUUGAGGCAAUUAAAAGUUUAAAUAUAAAAAUUCCAUCUGCAGCUUGGGAUGAAAGUAGACAAACCACCCUUCAGAAGGCUUGGAAAAAGAUUUGGCCAUCAUUGAAACAAUAAGAACCUGAGACUGAUCAACUUCGACAGAAGCAGAUGUUGAGACAAACAAAAUAGAAACAUUACCAAAUCUACAAGUGUUUCAGCAUGAUCUCCAGAUGACAUGUAGAAAAGUGACUUGUUGAAGGUAAUGUACUCAAGAAACUGAAACGCUGUGUCACGUGUGUCAGUUCAGAAAUAAAAAAUGUCUCAAACUCCACCAUGACAAUUCCCCGAGGCCACACGGCCUUCGUCAUUACUCACUACCUGACCCAUAAAAAGACCCCUGUGGUGCCCUAGCCUCUUUACAGCCUUGAAUUGCCUCUGUGUGAAUUUUUUUUGCACUGGGAGUCGGUGGUGAACAUCUAAGCUCACGUUACUAGGUUCCUGAGAGGCAUUCCAGUCGAGGAGGUCCAGGGUGCUUUCCAGGCAUGGCAGAAUCAUCUAUGCAGGUGUAAUGAUGCAGGAGGAAAGUAUGAUGAAGAAUUUUAAUCAUUUGUAACAAUCAAAUGAAUAAAUCUAUUUUUCUUA
Molecule: messenger RNA, 5237 nt
Organism: Homalodisca vitripennis (glassy-winged sharpshooter)
Lineage: Eukaryota; Metazoa; Arthropoda; Insecta; Hemiptera; Cicadellidae
Product: putative fatty acyl-CoA reductase CG5065
Exons: 10
Coding region: 468-2039 (523 amino acids)
Biological process (GO): long-chain fatty-acyl-CoA metabolic process
Cellular component (GO): peroxisome
Molecular function (GO): alcohol-forming very long-chain fatty acyl-CoA reductase (NADP+) activity
Source: RefSeq, a predicted model, not a curated record